This is a messenger RNA of Homalodisca vitripennis (glassy-winged sharpshooter), 6141 nucleotides long. RefSeq lists its product as uncharacterized. Gene Ontology annotation, cellular component: membrane. NCBI's taxonomy places the organism in Eukaryota, Metazoa, Arthropoda, Insecta, Hemiptera, Cicadellidae. Gene Ontology annotation, biological process: transmembrane transport; monoatomic ion transport. Gene Ontology annotation, molecular function: monoatomic ion channel activity; protein-containing complex binding. The record is from RefSeq and is a predicted model, not a curated record.
AUGGUGAACUCCUCUAAUGACUUGCUCACCGUGAGCAAGCUGGACAGUCCACGACGCCUCUCCUGCCCAACAGAAUGGCUAGAAGAAGACCGGGAUCUGAAGUUAAGUGGGCGUGGUUGCAUGUUUUACAGAACCAAGAGCAACCAGAGAUGGAUGAAACUGAGGACCACUGUGCAGCUGUCAGGAGCCAUCUCCUCAACCAUCCAGAAGACCAAACCACCAUUGAAAAGGGAAGAUUCCUUUCUGAAGAGGUUCUCUACUCGACAGGUCCCAGAAACUCAGGAAACGAUGGACACCGGCGACGACGGGGAAGGAGGGUCAGGCACGCAAGGAUGUGGCAGCGAAUACGCGAGGAGGAAAAAACGUCGCCGGAAAUUGAAGAAGCACCCGCGAACUGUAGUGAAUCCGGACGAGAACUUUUACUUCUACUGGUUGAUGUUAGUGACUAUUUGUGUGUUAUACAACUUGUGGACGUUAAUCGUUCGUCAGAGUUUCCCGGAGUUGCAGGAGAUCGCGAACCACUACUGGUUCGGGUGUGACCUGUUCACGGACGUAGUAUUUCUGUUAGACGUCGUGGUACAGUUCCGCACUGGAUACUUGGAGCAGGGCCUCAUGGUCUACAACUCCAAGAAGCUCGCCGGCCACUACAUCAGGUCGAGAGCGUUUCUCCUCGACCUAGUCGCUCUGAUGCCCCUGGACCUCCUUCAGUUCAACGUUGGGGUCAACCCGAUCCUCAGAUUCCCUAGGUUCCUAAAGGUUUAUAGAGCAUACGACUACUACUACAUGGUAGAAUCACGCACAGUGUACCCGAACCUAUGGCGUGUCAUGAACCUGAUCCACAUCCUGUUAAUCCUGGCGCACUGGUUCGGCUGUUUCUACUACCUGCUGUCCGAGGCCGAGGGUUUCCAGGGCGACUGGGUCUACCCGUACCGCCCUGGAGACUAUGCCACUCUUACCCGCAAGUAUCUGGGCUCUCUGUACUGGUCGACCCUCACUCUUACCACUAUAGGAGAUCUUCCUACUCCGGAAACCAACGCAGAGUGGUUACUAGGUACAUAUCCUACGCUCAGGCGAUUGUUGCAGGAGGUUCUAGAUACACAGUCUAUACCCGAGUUAUUGUGGGUGGUUACUAGCUACACUGCAUACACUAAUUUCUCCCAGAGGUACUUGAAGUUGCAUGACAACCACUGUAUGAUGAUAUUGAUGUGGCAAUGGGUCGUGAUGCGUAGAAAGAACAAGACGGACGGCCUUCACCCUCUGCCCAGAAGGGGUCACAAGUCCCGUCUCCUCCAGUUCAACUCUAAUCAAGGGUAUGUGUUUACCAUCGUCAGUUAUUUGAUUGGAGUCUUUAUUUUUGCAACGAUUGUAGGUCAAGUUGGAAAUGUGAUAACCAAUAGAAAUGCUAAUCGGUUGGAGUUUGAGAGACUGCUGGACGGGGCUAAAACUUACAUGCGGCACCAUAAAGUUCCAGGAGGGAUGAAAAGAAGAGUUCUUCGCUGGUAUGACUACUCAUGGUCUAGAGGGAGGAUACAAGGAGGAGGUGACAUCAACACAGCUCUUGGAUUGCUCCCUGACAAACUCAAGACUGAGCUCGCACUGCAUGUCAAUCUUAGCGUCUUGAAAAAGGUCACUAUUUUCCACGAAUGCCAGCCUGAGUUUCUUCAUGAUCUAGUACUUAAGAUGAAGGCUUACAUAUUUACGCCCGGUGACCUGAUCUGCAGAAAAGGGGAAGUCGCCAGGGAGAUGUUCAUUAUUGCUGAUGGUAUUCUUGAAGUCAAAAGUGAGACUGGCAGAGUACUUACAACAAUGAAAGCUGGAGAUUUUUUCGGGGAAAUAGGCAUUCUAAACCUUGAUGGUUUGAACAGGCGCACGGCCGACGUGAGGUCGGUGGGGUACUCUGAGUUGUUCAGCCUGUCACGAGAGGAUGUUCUGGCAGCCAUGAAAGACUAUCCAGAAGCACAGGAGAUCCUACAAACACUCGGUCGAAAGAGGUUGAUGGAGGCUCGCAGCAUAAACAGAGUCAACAAAAGUAUCGGGUCGGAGGGCAGUAGAUGUUUGUCAUCACCUGGAUCAUCUGAGCUUUUUGAUAGCAAAACUGGAAAAAGAAUAGUCGAAAAACUUCGAUCUGAUGUUAAAGGACUGAAAAAUGUCCUUCGCAAGAGUCGAAGAGGAACAAGGUCUAAAGAAGAGUGUAUGGAGCUACAACCAUUAACAAAUUCUCAAGAUGGUGAAAGAUACUGCAGAGAAGGGAAAGGAAUACUAUGUCGGAUGCCACGAGUAACAAGUGAAGAUACAUCCCAAGAAGAUGAGCCUUAUACCCAAGAUACAAAAAUUGCAGCAGGCUUUCCUCUCUUGAACAGAUUAAAAUUAUUAAAAGAAAAGCAGGAAAAAGAAACUGUACCAACAGACAAAAACAAACCAGCAACAAAAACUGAACGACCUGCACCAAAAGAAGAGGAACAUGAAGUUAUUGGCCAAGGACUACCAUUACUGCAACGGCUGCUCCUUUUGAAACAAAAAGAAGAUGCUGAAAGAGAUGCUGCAGCUAUGCAAACGACAGCUAAUGAAACAGCCCAAGUGCUUGCAUCGACAGUCAGGACACAAUUGAGAUCUCCACCACUAUCAUUGAAAUCUCAAAAAAGUAAAGACAAAAGUAAAGAAGAAGAACAGCAACCUUUAAAGCCUAUAAUAUUAAAUCGUGUUUCAGCCCCCAAAAAAACAAAAGAUCCCUCUGCAACAGGAAAAAAUGGAGGCGUGUCCUGGAAAGAUGAUUGCGAAUCUCGGAAGAAGGAACCAAAACCUGUAGAUGGAAAUGAACAAAAUGGGGCAGCAUGUGUUAGUGAAGAGAAAACUGCUACUCAAGAACAAAAGAAAACACCUCCUAAAGUCAAACCUCAGUUGAAGCUGCAAGCAUUGCUGAAACAGAAAGGAAUGGGAGUAAAACGUGAUAAAGUUGAACAGCCUACAACAAAGUCCGCAGCCGCUACUUCGGGGUCGUCAAUAAAAUCGGACCCUUCAGAUAAUGGCUCUUUACAGGAUCAACUUCACGACAAGAUUUCAAGAGUGUCUUCCGCUCCAGAAGCUAGCAAAACAUCAACAAAUAAACCGGAAAAUAAAGUUCUCUGCAGAGUCAAAUCUUGUGAUUCACCAAGUAGUUUUAAACCGUUACCUGCGUUACCUGAUGGUGAAAUGCCCAAGAUAAAAACACAAUCAAGAAAUUCAUUGGUCAGUCCUGACAACAGUAGGGUUGAAAACCUUCCCAGUGUUUUGUCAAAAGAAGUUAAAUGUUCAGUUAAAAGUAAUAAAUUUGCUCAAGAAAUAAAGAGUGCUCAAACUAGUAGUGUUAGUAAAGACAAUAAUAAUCCUCAAACCUCAAGCAAUAAGGAUAGUGUUCUGAUUAAUAUUGAAACCUCUUCUGAUGAUUGCAGUGUCGUUUCAUGCAGAACAAGAAGUUUAAGAAAAAAACCAAAUUCCUUAAGGUUUAAAAAAGAAAACAAAAUAUACAGAUCCAUUGAAGAUCUUUCACCUGAAUACUCAGGUUUACCUUUUGUUAAACAACUCAGAAUUUUAAAUGAACGGCAAAAACUGGGAGAACUGGAAGACAAAGCCUUUAUGCGGAGUUCAAGUUUAGAUUCGGGACAUAGUUCUGAGAAUAGAAGGUUCAAUCAAAUGUAUGAUUCCUCCAAUUUAACCAGAAGCCACUCAGAAGCAAUAGCAAUUGAAGUUGUUCUCCGAAAUCAGUAUCUUCGAGCUCAGGCAAGUGCUGCACAAAUGUCAGAUUACAUGAGAACAUCAUCUGGCCAAUCUACUAGUCCUGAUAAUCAGUUGAUGUCACCUGAAAGCAAUGAGACAGUUGAAAGGCGACAUUUGAAGAGUAUACUUAAAAAACUUUCAUCGUCUUCAUUAGCUACUAGUGACAAUGCAGAUUCUCCAGAACGACAACAAUUUUUUUCUAGUUCCUCAGCAGAACUAAAGAAAUUAAUGAGGGCACAAACUGUUGAGGGUUAUGCAGCUAGACAUAGUAAACUAACAAAAAGUGUUACCUUCAACCGAGAUACUCUUCAAUCCCCCCCAUCAGGUCUCACAUCUCCAACUACAUCUACUUCCAAACCAGUUUUCCAAUAUUCUAAGAUUUCUUCAAGUUUAGAAACCCCAUCAAGUGAGAAGCUAACUACACGGGCAUCAUCAUCUUUAGAUGCACCAUGUAAUAAUAAAGACUUUACAUUAACAAACGCUGUUGCAAACGACAGUGAGAAUUUAAAUACUAGUACUGAUAAAAGAUACAGUGAAACGCCUGUGAUAUGUUUAGAGGCUCAGCCCAGAAUAGCAACCUCUUCCUUGAACUCAAUACCAUUAUCGUCUGAAUCAGUGGUCAGUAAUCAACCAUCCAUAAACUUCACUACAGAAACAGUAUCUACAGCCCUAUCUCAGAUCAGUGAGCUAAGGACUAUUAGUUGUGCCAAAUCAGAUACUAGAGACGCUAGAUUAGUAGAACAUCCCCUUAGGCCGCAAGUUCCAGCAAACUUUAUAAAGUCAGAACAUCCUAUAGAAACACCUCAAUCCAAACAAAAAAACUUUUUUCGACCUGGUUCAAUUCUACUUCCAACUCAUGCCAGCCAAGAAGAAGAAUUUUUUGCUGGAAUUCUUGGAGGAAUAAAAAUUAUCAUACAAAACCAUUUAGAUCAGAUCCAAGGUAAAUUCCAAACAAGGUUUGAAGAACUGGAAAUGGAAGUGAAGAACAGAGACGACAUUAUAGCACAACUUCAACAACGCAUAAGAGAACUGGAGAAUUCUGGCAGGGAAGAUAGUUCCGAUGCAGAUGAAGCAGCUGACCCUCCUUUCAUGCGAGGGGAUUCGGUAGACACGGUGUUAUCGUCACCUAGAAGAGGCGCCAUGCGGUGGAGAAGGAACAGACUGUCGUGGGAAGAUCAUUCAGAAGAAGAAAAUCUGGAACUAAUGGACUUGCCAGAAUCGAUGAAACCACAAAAUAUGUGGAAUUCUACGAGUAUCGACGUAUGCUCCGACUCAUCGAGUAACUACGCGAGUGAGACGGACGAUGUCUUUCACAAUGACUGGGAAGUCCAGAUGUUGGCGAAGGAGAUGGAACGCAGAGAGAGUCUGCAGGAACCAGAACAAGAGCUUCGGCAGCUUUCAAUGAGAGAGUUGCAGAGUAGUGUUCGCAGACGGAGAGCAGCUAGUUUGGAUUCCGCUAGCAGGGAUAAGAAAGCUCUCGGAAAGAGGGUGAGUAACGGCGAGAGCAACGAGAGCGAAGAGAGAAGAAGAACUCGGCUUCAAAGUGCUCAGUCACUGGAGGAUCGUAACAAUAUUUCGAGCGGUCUAACUGCUCUUUACCGGCGAAGUAUAUCCAUCUCCAACUUGCACAGUUCCUUAUCCAACAGUCUGCUCAGAGGACUGGGGACAUUCGUACGAGGAAACAUCCCCACUCCCCCGGCCCAUCAAGAGCCAUCCACCGAAAUGGUUCCGACCAUAUCCAAGACUUGCCCUCCUCCAUCUCCCCCACCACCCCCUCCAGACAUCUGAGUCAUGACAGAAAUGGUACUCAGAUCUGUGUUGUGAACUAUACCUGAGAUCGGGCCUAAAAGACUUUUUGUCUAAAUUCCAUUGAUGUGCUGUGAAUUAACUACAUUUUUGUAAUUGAUAUUUUUUAUAUUUAUGACUUUAGAGAAUGUCAUGACAUGAGAGGUGAGUGUUCACCAAAGCCAUAUAUUUUUAUUUCAUAGUAUUUUUUCAUACAUUAUUUUAGAGAGGAUGCACAAAUAAAUAUACUAUUCGACUGUGUUGUGUAUUCUAAUAAUUUUAUAACGUUUAUUUAAUGUUUUUGUGGGAUCAAAAGGGAUCACAUCACAGUUUUAUGUCCCGUUCACUUUUUGUUCAUUCCUAAUUGGAUAUGCCUUACAUUUCUGUUAAGGAAUUAUGUAGGAAUAAAGGCCUUUUGAAUUGAGCUCUUGUAAGAUAGUGCCUAAUGAAGUUUUUGCUCUGUAUCAUAAUAACUAAUGUAAUAUUUUAAAUAGUGAGCUUUGAAAAAUAUUUUAUAUCCUGUUUUCUUCUAGUAUUUUAAAUAAACUCAAGAAUAGUUAUUUAAACAGACAUAUAUUUUUCUGAUUUAUAUAACCAUCGGUU